Messenger RNA from Etheostoma spectabile (orangethroat darter), 1209 nucleotides. It is a transcript of the gene tnnt2b, whose product is annotated as troponin T type 2b (cardiac). Gene Ontology annotation, biological process: regulation of muscle contraction; sarcomere organization; cardiac muscle contraction. Gene Ontology annotation, molecular function: troponin C binding; tropomyosin binding; troponin I binding. NCBI's taxonomy places the organism in Eukaryota, Metazoa, Chordata, Actinopteri, Perciformes, Percidae. The transcript has 14 exons. The record is from RefSeq and is a predicted model, not a curated record. Gene Ontology annotation, cellular component: troponin complex. Bases 110 to 988 code for a protein of 292 amino acids.
CGUGGGUGCUAUUUGGCAUUAUUAUAUCAACUCAGGCUGUUGUUGGUGCAGUAUCACUCACUAUCCACCUUUGAAUUGGACUUACUUGUGCAGGUGCUGCAUCCUAAACAUGUCGGACACAGAAGAUGUCCCGUGCGAGGGACAAGGGGACGAGAAUGAAGAGGAGGAGGAGAUGGUGGAGGAAGAGGUAGAAGAGGAGGAGGAGGAGGUAGCAGAGGAGGAGGUAGCAGAGGAGAAGGUGGAGGAGGAGGAGGUAGCAGAGGAGGUGGAGGGAGAAGAAGCGGUGGAGGAGGAGAUAGAAGAUUCUGCAGGGGAAAGUGAAGGAGAAGAGGCAAAACGCAAGUUAAAGCCUGGUUUUAUGCUCGGCUUGGCACCCAUCAAAAUCCCAGAUGGAGAAAAAGUGGACUUUGAUGACAUCCAUCGGAAACGAAUGGAGAAGGACCUGACUGAGCUGCACACUCUGAUUGACGCUCACUUUGAGAAGCGUAAGAAGGAGGAAGAGGAGCUUCUCAGCCUCACAGAUCGCAUUGAGACACGCAGGUCAGAGAGAGCAGAGCAGAUGAAGAUAAGAGCCGAGAGAGAAAAAGAACGGCAAAACAAACAAGCCGAAGAAAAAGCGAGAAAGGAAGGGGAAGAGGCGAAGAAGAAAGCAGACGAUGACGCGAGGAAGAAGCUGAUUCUGUCCAACUUGAGUUUCACUGGAUACAAGACACAACCUGGGGCAAAAAAGCAAACGGAAAGGGAAAAGAAAAAGAUGAUCCUAAACGACCGGCGCAAAGAGUUAAACAUUGAUCACAUGAAAGAGGACAAACUCAGGGAAAAAGCCAAGGAACUGUGGGAAUGGAUACGCCAGCUGGAGGCCGAGAAAUUUGAACUUCAGCAUAAGCACAAUAAGCAAAAGUAUGAGGUCACCGUGCUGAGAAACCGGGUCAGUGAUCAUCAAAAAGUUUCAAAGGGUAGCAGAAGCAAGCGUGGCCUGAGGAAGUAACACCCGACGACACCCUGAGGGAAACUGGCAACACCUGACAUGUAUUGCGAGUAACAUAAACCGCAUUAACAAUGUAAAAAAAUAACAAAAUGACAAGAUUGUUAACUCUAAAUCUAUGUCCUAGCACUAAACCCGUCAUUUUGAGAGUACUAUAAGUGAAAGUUGAGAAUAAUUACUUGGUUCUUGUGUGUACUUGUUUUGUCGUCGUAAUGAAUAAAAAA